Neopelma chrysocephalum (saffron-crested tyrant-manakin) is the source of this 694-nucleotide messenger RNA. RefSeq names its product FACT complex subunit SPT16-like. Gene Ontology annotation, biological process: positive regulation of transcription elongation by RNA polymerase II; transcription elongation by RNA polymerase II. NCBI's taxonomy places the organism in Eukaryota, Metazoa, Chordata, Aves, Passeriformes, Pipridae. The record is from RefSeq and is a predicted model, not a curated record. Gene Ontology annotation, molecular function: nucleosome binding. Gene Ontology annotation, cellular component: FACT complex.
GCUCUGGCCAUGGCGGCCAAGGAGGACGUGGAGCUGUCCCUGAUGCGCCGCGCGGCCGCCAUCACCUCCGAGCUCUUCACCAAGUUCUUCAAGGAGAGGGUCAUGGAGAUCGUCGACGCCGACGAGAAAGUUCGUCACAGCAAACUGGCCGAGGCCGUGGAAAAGGCCAUCGAGGAGAAGAAGUUCCUGGGUGGGGCCGACCCCUCGGCCGUGGAGAUGUGCUACCCCCCCAUCAUCCAGAGCGGCGGAAACUACAGCCUCAAGUUCAGCGUCGUCAGCGACAAGUCUCACAUGCACUUCGGGGCCAUCACCUGCUCCAUGGGGAUCCGUUACAAAUCCUACUGCUCCAACCUGGUCCGGACCCUGAUGGUGGAUCCCCCCCAGGAGAUGCAGGAUCACUACUCCUUCCUGCUGCAGCUGCAGGAGCUGCUCAUCCGCGAGAUGAGACACGGGGCCAAACUGUGCGACGUCUACGGGGCCGUGAUGGACGUGGUGAAGAAACAGAAACCCGAAUUACUGCCCAAAAUCACCAAAAAUUUGGGGUUUGCGAUGGGCAUCGAGUUCCGCGAGGGUUCCCUGGUCAUCAACAGCAAGAACCAGCAGCGCCUGCGCAAAGGUCAGAGCACCAAAAUCACCCUUUUUCCACCCAAAACCCUCCCUCUCCAACACAAACAUUUUUCUCCUCCCAAAAGGG